Molecule: messenger RNA, 2219 nt
Organism: Nelumbo nucifera (sacred lotus)
Lineage: Eukaryota; Viridiplantae; Streptophyta; Magnoliopsida; Proteales; Nelumbonaceae
Product: phosphoglucomutase, chloroplastic-like
Biological process (GO): carbohydrate metabolic process
Cellular component (GO): cytosol
Molecular function (GO): magnesium ion binding; phosphoglucomutase activity
Source: RefSeq, a predicted model, not a curated record
GGGUUUCCGGUAUCAUUUCCUUCUAUCAUCAUAGAUUUUCGCUUCUGGUACUCACUUCAUUCACUUGUACAGUUGUACUUGCAGAUGGUUGGUUGUUAGUAUCGUCUUUUCUCCGAUACUUGCAGAGAAGGGGAGAGCUUCCAUGGCGUUUGCUCUGAGUUCCUCGCUCAACAUGUCAUCGUCGGCUUCAACAGCUACGAUGACAGCCAAUGCUGCUCUCGCUAAUACCUCCACAUCUUCUUCUCUCCUCUCCCCCGCUUCACCUUCGCUUUCGAGCCUCGUCACGUUAAAAGUUACUCGCAGACCAUCAUCUCCAUCUGUCGUCAGAGCAUCUUCAUCAUUUUCUACUGCAGUGGCAGAGCCUGAAGGCAUCAAGGUCACUUCGGUGCCCACUAGGCCGAUUGAAGGGCAAAAGACUGGAACGAGCGGUCUGAGGAAGAAGGUGAAAGUUUUCAUGCAAGAGAAUUACCUUGCAAACUGGAUCCAGGCGUUGUUUAAUUCCUUGCCACCGGAGGAUUUCAAGAAUGGAUUACUGGUAUUGGGAGGUGAUGGUCGAUACUUUAACCGAGAAGCUGCACAGAUAAUCAUCAAAAUUGCCGCAGGGAAUGGUGUUGGGAAAAUUCUAGUUGGCAGAGAGGGUAUAAUGUCAACACCAGCUGUUUCGGCUGUAAUUCGGAAAAGGAAGGCCAAUGGUGGUUUUAUAAUGAGUGCAAGCCACAAUCCUGGUGGACCUGAAUAUGAUUGGGGUGUCAAGUUCAAUUAUAACAGUGGGCAGCCUGCACCAGAGUCCAUUACUAACAAGAUAUAUGGAAACACUCUUUCUAUUUCUGAAAUUAAAAUGGCAGAAAUUCCAGAUGUUGAUCUAUGUUGUUUAGGGGUUACAGCGUAUGGAAACUUCAGUGUGGAAGUAAUCGACCCAGUUUCUGACUAUUUGGAACUAAUGGAGAAUGUGUUUGAUUUUCAGCUUAUUAGAGGUCUUCUCUGUCGAUCAGAUUUCAGGUUUAUAUUUGAUGCAAUGCAUGCAGUUACUGGUGCCUAUGCAAAACCUAUCUUUGUGGAUGGGCUAGGAGCCAAUCCAGAUUCAAUUGCUAAUGGAGUGCCAUUAGAAGAUUUUGGCCAUGGCCAUCCGGAUCCUAAUCUUACGUAUGCCAAGGAUUUGGUUGAUGUCAUGUAUGCCAAGAAUGGACCUGAUUUUGGAGCCGCUAGUGAUGGGGAUGGUGACAGAAAUAUGAUUCUUGGAAGAAGCUUCUUUGUUACUCCCUCAGACUCGGUUGCAAUUAUUGCAGCCAAUUCACAGGCAGCAAUCCCUUAUUUUAAGAAUGGUCCCAAGGGUCUAGCUCGGUCUAUGCCAACUAGUGGUGCUCUUGAUCGUGUUUCUGAGAAGUUGAAUCUUCCUUUCUUUGAGGUACCUACUGGUUGGAAAUUUUUUGGGAAUCUAAUGGAUGCGGGAACAUUGUCUAUUUGUGGGGAAGAAAGUUUUGGCACAGGUUCUGAUCACAUCCGUGAGAAGGAUGGCAUAUGGGCUAUAUUAGCUUGGCUUUCAAUCCUUGCAUACCGUAAUAAGGACAAGAAAGUUGGAGAGAAACUGGUUUCUGUUUCUGAUAUUGUUAAGGAGCAUUGGGCAACUUAUGGAAGGAACUUCUUUUCUAGAUAUGACUAUGAGGAAUGUGAAUCUGAAGGGGCCAAUAAGAUGAUAGAGUAUCUUAGAGAUUUGGUAUCUAGGAGUAAGGCAGGUGAAAAGUAUGGAAGCUACAUCCUUCAAUUUGCGGAUGACUUUGAGUAUACAGAUCCUGUGGAUGGAAGUAUAGUAACCAAGCAAGGCAUUCGGUUUGUUUUUACAGAUGGAUCAAGGAUCAUAUUUCGUUUAUCGGGAACUGGUUCUGCAGGUGCAACUGUUCGAAUUUAUGUUGAACAGUUUGAGCCAGAUGUAUCAAAGCACAACAUGGAUGCUCAAACAGCACUGAAACCACUGAUAGAUCUGGCAUUGUCGAUUUCGAAGCUGAAGGAGUUCACUGGAAGGGAGAAGCCUACAGUUAUCACAUAAAGCAUUGCCUGCCACUGUUACCUCAUGUAAUUCGUGUCACUAAUGCUUAUGUUAAAGUCGGGCAUUUUAUUUUUAUCUAGCUUUCUUGGUAUAUUCUUUUGUUCCAUUUUGAUGCAGCACAUCUGGCUUUGCUUGAAAGUAAGCUAUAUGAAAAAGGGGAAAGAAAACCUAAAAA